Molecule: messenger RNA, 1239 nt
Organism: Cyclopterus lumpus (lumpfish)
Lineage: Eukaryota; Metazoa; Chordata; Actinopteri; Perciformes; Cyclopteridae
Gene: samd14
Product: sterile alpha motif domain containing 14
Exons: 10
Coding region: 1-1239 (412 amino acids)
Biological process (GO): calcium-mediated signaling; neuron projection development; actin filament organization
Cellular component (GO): dendrite; actin cytoskeleton; postsynaptic density
Molecular function (GO): actin filament binding
Source: RefSeq, a predicted model, not a curated record
AUGUCUGAAGAUACAGACAACGUGUUCGACCUUAACGAGGUCCCGGAGACGGAGCUGCUGGACAACAGCAUCCAGAAGGGCCGCGCCCAGCUGUCCAUCAAAGCCCGGAGGUCCCGCCCCUCCAGGUCCCGCUACGGAGACAGCGUGAGCUCCAUGGAAGGCGACGACAGUCUAGAGAGGAAGGAUAGUCCGUUACACUCCACUCGCUCACCUCUCCACCUGGCCAUGCAAGGGCCCACACACUCUCCUGAUUCGCUGCUGUCAGCUCGAAGCCCUGCCUUCUCUUUCGACUCAACUCUGGUGCGUAGCUCUCCGGAGGAUGAAGGAGCCUCAUUGGAUGUCCCCCCGCGAGGGCGUUACCGUCAGCUGACCAAUGCCACGUCUCAGGAGGCCCUGGUGACUCCCAGCAGUUCGCCCUCAAUGUCCUGCCCCUCCUCUGACUGCUCCCGGGUUUACAUGAGGAGGAGUAGGAGGCCCGACAGCGAAGUGUUGGUUUCUGAUUCGAGUCGGGACACGAGUCCAGCAGAUUCCGUCAGUCCGACUGUCGUCUUCGACAAGAAAACCAAGAGACGUUUCCUGGACCUCGGGGUGACGCUCAGACGUUCGUACAUCCGAGUGAGGAAAGACAAAUCCAACAGGCUCUCCAUGGGCAGCCGGGAGCCGUCUGAGAGUCCUUCUCGGUCCUCGGGGCACUUCGUCCCAUUCUCGUGGUUCACUGAAGGACGGGGGUCGCUCUCCUCCUCCGGGACUCCUCCUGGCUCCCCCAAAGCCCCCCCACUGAGCUCCCUGAGACCCCGCAAGUCUCACUCCCAGGAGUCGGCUCUCAGUGAGGAGUUCUCUCCUUCUCUUCCUCACACCUCCUCCUCUCCUCCUGUUGACUCCUCCUCCUCCUCCAGAUCCUCCCACCCUUACCACACGCUUUCCCAGUCCUCUGAUGAGCCCUUUGAAGACCCGUCCUGUCUGGUGUCCUCGUGGACGACCCAGCAGGUCUGUCAUUGGCUGAGAGGACUCAACAUGGAGCAAUACAUCCCAGAAUUCAGUGCGAGGGACGUGGACGGACAGCAGCUGCUGCAGAUGGAUGGCAACAAGCUGAAGGGUCUGGACGUUCUCAGUUCGUCCGAUCGCAACACUUUGAAGCGUCGCAUCAAAGAUUUUCACUCUGCAGCCGAAAAAGAAAGAAAAGCUCUGAGACAGAAAGAAAAACAACAAAGAAGAGACAACGAACAUUGCAGGAACUGA